This is a messenger RNA of Stegodyphus dumicola, 2024 nucleotides long. RefSeq lists its product as uncharacterized. Gene Ontology annotation, molecular function: alpha-tubulin binding; RNA-DNA hybrid ribonuclease activity; nucleic acid binding. Lineage: Eukaryota; Metazoa; Arthropoda; Arachnida; Araneae; Eresidae. Gene Ontology annotation, biological process: mitotic cytokinesis; cilium-dependent cell motility; mitotic spindle organization. The record is from RefSeq and is a predicted model, not a curated record. Gene Ontology annotation, cellular component: axoneme; mitotic spindle.
AUGUCAGAAUAUCCUUUUAACAAGAUGCUGCUCCUAGGAUUUCGUGGUGAUCAGAAAAGAGCUAAGAAUCCUCAGACACUCGUCUACAACAAAGGCGUCUCCGUGGCCAAGGAUAUUUGCCCUCCCCCUACCACCAAAGAGGCUUGGGAUCUCUUGGAUGCUCAGAACAAGGCUCUCAUAAGUAAGGACAGAUUAAUAGAGCUCACUUAUGGGCCCAAAAAACCACAUGUAAAGAACUUCCUACCACGAUAUGCAGAACUGGACAGAAAAGUCCUUUGUUUUGAUGCGGUUAAGCGCGAGGAUACUCCAGACUAUCCAGGAGAAAAAAAUCGCGUACAUUUUGUGAAACUGUAUUACUAUUUGGAGAAUGACACUUUACGUGUUUUGGAACCGGAAGUUUCAAACAGUGGACUCUACCAGGGCACGUUGCAUAGACGCGAUCGCUACCUUCACCCGAAUACCAAACGUUACUAUAAUUGGAAAGAUUUGAACGUUGGAAAUGAUAUUAUUAUAUUCGGAAUCACGUAUCAUCUGUAUGACUGUGACCACUGGACAAGGGUAUAUUUGACCAACGAAGGAAUCGAAGUUAAUGAAGCGGAACUCAAGCCUGAAGAUCCCUUGCAGCAGCAAAAGAAACAUUUGGACCCUCGAAAAGAGCUUCGAAAUGUUGAUCUGGAAGUUAAGUUUCCACUCAGGAAAUUCUAUAAGAAUUCGGAUAAGGUUCUAAAAUUUUACGGAAUUUGGAAAAACGAACUGGAAGAUCCUAUCGCCAUAAGGCGAAUUGUAUUGUAUUACUAUUUGGACGAAGACAAAAUAGAGAUAACAGAGAAUAUCCUUCCAAACAGCGGACGACCUCCUUUUCUACCAUUUGGAAGAGAAGGACUAGACAAUAUACCAACUAACAGUGGACGUGGAUCAUUCAUGACAGUGCUUGGAAAACAGAAAGUUCUUUUGGACAGGAAAAAGGAAGUGGACAAAAUACCAUGUUAUCUAGAACCCCUGGAGGACGAUGAUCUCACGUGUAUAGGGCCUGGGCAUUUGAAGAUGCAGGAAGACAUAGACAUUCUCGGGCGAAAGAUAUUUUUGACAUCGUGUGAUGAAUUUACGCACACUUUCUAUCGUGAGCAUUAUGGGAUCGAUAUGCCGCAAGUCGAGGUCUUGGAGAAGCCAAAAGCCAAGACUCCCGUGUUGAUUCCGACUCACCAGUAUGGCCCCUGGGAAGAAGGUUUCUUAGACUGUCUUGAUCCUGUUUCGAUACCCAAGCGGAUUCAUCACUCCAUGCAGCCGAAAUCGGAAGAAAUUAUGAAAACGGUUUUACGGUUCUCAGCUUGCAUGGAUACGCCGAGGAAAACAGAGCAGAGUCGCCGGUUUAUCAUCAGCUAUUUCUUGGAGGACGAUACCGUCAAAAUUCAUGAAGAGAAUAUUAGCAAUUCCGGAUUUGGCAGCGGUACCUUCUUGAACAGGUGCCGCCUGAGGAAAGAUCUUGGUCCAACGCUGGAAACGACACCUUCCAUCCACAAAGGAAAGAAUCCUGUUUAUUAUGAGGCAUCAGAUUUCUACAUUGGAGCUAAAAUCAAGGCUUCUGGAUCCACUUUUUUAAUUCUAGAUGCCGAUUUAGUUGUCUUCAAAUUUAUGGAAAGGCAUCCCGAAAUUUAUAAAGAUAUCUGCGUGAAGGAGCAACAGAAAUUAGCCAAUAUUUUAAAUGGCAAAUCGGAAAUCAGUCAUUCACAAAGGAUGCAUUUACUAGAUGAUUUGAGAGAAGACGUAUUGAAAAAUUACGGACCCUCCUCCUAUCCCAUUCCCGAGUCACUGGAUCUGCGACUGGAUUUUUGUUCUCGAGAGCUAGCAGAGCAACGGAUUUAUUCUGCCAAUCUUCCGAUCAACAGAGCACUGAUCAAUAAGCUCUUAGACACUUUCACCUUUAAGGAAAAAACGGACUUAAGGGAAGUUCGAACGUUCCUCCUAGUAGCUCUCGGACACGAUCGAGAACACUAGAAAGUAUGCGACGAAACUAUGAAAAAAAU